Messenger RNA from Anthostomella pinea, 987 nucleotides. The record is from the annotation of a GenBank genome assembly. Lineage: Eukaryota; Fungi; Ascomycota; Sordariomycetes; Xylariales; Xylariaceae.
AUGGUUACAGCCUUUCUUAACAGCAAGAUUCCUGACGAAUACGAGAUCUACUGCAUGCAACCCCAAGGCUACUCUGAUGGAACCAAGCGCGUCUGGAAGCUCAACCAAGCUCUGUAUGGCCUUCGCAAGGCUCCCCUGUGGUGGUUUGAGACCCUUGUUAAAGUCAUGAAGGACGCUGGAUUCGUCCCCAUGUCAACAGAGAUGUGUCUCUUCAAACAUGAGAAGCUGGGCGUACUGGUUCUUAUCUAUGUGGACGACAUCCUGGUCGCUGGUCCUACCUUGAAGGAUUGUGAGACCGUUCGUGACCUCUUGGCCGCUCACUUUGAGCUUAAGGAGAUGGGAUUGAUAUCCAAGUUCCUUGGACUCCGAAUUCGACGGAACCUUGAUACGAAUCAGGUAUUCAUUGACCAAGAGGAAUACAUCAAGAAGAUUGUGUCCAAGUAUGGCGAGGAGACCACUAAAUACACGGGAACACCCUGGAAGACAGACACUGUGAUUCCGCCUUCUUGGGAAUCAGUUUCAAACGUUCUGAAGAAGCGUUAUCUCAAACAGACUGGUUCCCUUAACUAUGCCUCCACUAAUACACGCCCUGACAUUGUAAAGACCGUCAGCACGUUGUGUGAGGCCAAUUCCAACCCUGGGAAGACCCACUUGGAGAUACUCAAGCAUCUCUGGCGUUACUUGGCCAACACUGCGUCCUUUGGCAUCACCCUGGGAGGAAAACACCCAAUUGACGACCUGAAGAUCAGAAUCUGGGCCGAUGCUGCAUUUGCAGACGUUCUAGGCUGCAGAAAGUUAACAGGAGCGCAUAUUGCCUUCGUCUGUGGCGGUCCAAUUUACUGGAAAUCCAAGAAACAACUGCUUGUAGUCACCAGCAGUACGGAGGCAGAAUUCAUCAACCUCACCCUUCUUCUAGUCGACUUGUGUUUAUACCCCGGCUGGUUCUUACGUGACUGUGACGCCGAAGUGAGUGCACCAUCAAGAUAA